UCUCUCCCUCUCUCUCUCUCUAUAUAUAUAUAUAUAUAUAUAUAAACGGACCCAAACGAAACGAAACGAAACGAAAGAAGCCCUUCUCCUCUCUCGCCCCAACCAACUAACUAACAAACAACGUUUUCGCCUUCUCUCUCUCUAAUGUCUACCGCAUCCGUCAUCAUCAUCGGCGCCGGAAUCUCCGGAAUAUCGGCGGCCAAGGUUCUCGUCGAGAACGGAGUAGAAGACGUAUUGAUAUUGGAAGCUACGGAUCGGAUCGGUGGAAGAAUACAGAAACAGAGUUUCGGUGACGUGCCGGUGGAGCUCGGCGCCGGUUGGAUUGCCGGUGUCGGUGGUAAAGAGUCCAAUCCUGUUUGGGAGCUUGCCUCUCGUUUUAACCUCCGUACUUGCUUUUCCGAUUACACCAAUGCUCAUUUCAAUAUCUACGAUCGAAGUGGUAAAAUCUUCCCGACUGGAAUCGCUGCUGACUCGUAUAAAAAGGCGGUUGACUCGGCGAUUCUGAAGUUAAAGAGCCUUGAAGCUCAAUGUUCUUCUGGUCAAGUAGCUGAAGAAGCUCCUUCGUCACCGAAGACGCCAAUAGAACUAGCCAUUGACUUUAUCUUGCAUGAUUUUGAGAUGGCAGAGGUUGAGCCAAUAUCCACUUAUGUGGACUUCGGUGAAAGAGAGUUCUUGGUUGCUGAUGAAAGAGGUUACGAAUGUUUACUCUAUAAAAUGGCUGAGGAAUUUCUCUUUACCUCUCAUGGAAAUAUCUUGGACAAUCGCCUCAAACUAAACCAGGUGGUUAGGGAGGUGCAACAGUCUAGGAAUGGGGUAGUGGUGAAGACAGAGGAUGGUUCCGUAUACGAAGCCAAUUAUAUCAUCGUGUCUGCGAGUAUCGGUGUUCUCCAAUCCAGUCUUCUCUCCUUCCAACCCCCUUUACCAAGAUGGAAAACAGAAGCUAUACAAAAAUGUGAUGUGAUGGUGUACACGAAGAUCUUCCUAAAGUUCCCUCAAUGUUUCUGGCCAUGUGGUCCUGGUCAAGAGUUUUUCAUCUAUGCACACGAUCAACGCGGCUACUUCACCUUUUGGCAGCACAUGGAAAAUGCGUACCCGGGCUCUAAUAUUCUGGUGGUGACGUUGACCAACGAACAAUCAAAGCGCGUUGAAGCUCAAUCAGACCAAGAGACGAUGAAAGAGGCAAUGAGUGUUCUCAGGGACAUGUUUGGGUCCACCAUUCCUUACGCAACCGAUAUUCUUGUCCCCAGGUGGUGGAACAACCCGUUUCAACGCGGUAGCUACAGUAAUUACCCUAUGAUAUCUGAUAAUCAGCUUCUGCAAAAUAUCAAGGCCCCAGUUGGACGGAUAUUCUUCACAGGAGAACACACAAGUGAAAAGUUCAGUGGGUAUGUACAUGGAGGAUACCUUGCAGGUAUUGACACAAGUAAAUCUUUGUUGGAAGAGAUGAAGCAGAGUUUGUUGUUACAACCUUUACUCGCCUUCACCGAGUCUCUUACACUAACGCACCAGAAGCCUAAUAACUCUCAAAUCUACACAAAUGUCAAUUUUAUCUCAGGUACAAGCUAGAGAGUAGAAACCUAACCCCUUCUUUAUUUUAUUUAUUCGUUUGAGCUACUCUUGAGUAAACUCAUGGGAAGUAUUUAAGCAACAGAUGCUUUGAAAUAGCUAAAGCGUCUCCUUUUGCCUUAACUGGAUAAACCUCUGAUGAACUUUGUUGCCAUUUGUGUGACAUCAUUAUCCAUUCUCUUUGCCA
Messenger RNA from Arabidopsis lyrata subsp. lyrata, 1753 nucleotides. RefSeq names its product polyamine oxidase 1. Gene Ontology annotation, molecular function: polyamine oxidase activity. NCBI's taxonomy places the organism in Eukaryota, Viridiplantae, Streptophyta, Magnoliopsida, Brassicales, Brassicaceae. Gene Ontology annotation, biological process: polyamine catabolic process. Bases 145 to 1566 code for a protein of 473 amino acids. The record is from RefSeq and is a predicted model, not a curated record. The transcript is spliced from 9 exons.